AUGGCUGAUUCGCAGAAGCCCUCUGAGAAGGCGGCGAGGCCCAGGAUCCAGACAGCCAAGCUGAUGCGCUCUCACAAAAUCAUCCAGAUGUCCCCCUCCGAUGCGAGGCCCCAGGAUAUUCCCGAAGACGCUGAACCGCCGCGAGAGGUAUCAACGCCUUCGAGAAGCCAUACGCCCGGGCAUCUGGCGACGAAAAGCCAGGAUAGGAGGGGGAAGCCCUCAGAUUUGGCGCUGCGGCAGCGCUCCCAAUCGGUGUCCCAGAACGACCCGUUGCCCCCCUCGACGUCAAAAGCAAAUUCGAAAGCUCCCACUUCCAGACCCGAGGGUCUGGUCUCUCCGCUAUUCACCAAAAACCCUGUCCCGCUAUCCAUCCCGGACUCUCGACGGCCGGUCAAUGUGCGGUCGACAUCUGCGAUAGCUUCGAAGUUCAGAGAGGGAAGCUCUUCGCCUGUUCCUUCUCGGAAAACACCACCAGCACAGAGACCUCCACGAGCCUCCCAUAUACCAUUCCCACCUCUGCCGGAUCCGAAGACCGCCCCAGAUGUCGAACCUGCGCCAGCGAGUGGCAUGUACUGGUCGAAAGCACCAGUAUCAGGAGCAUCGCAUACAUCGCUACGAGCACACACGACAACACUGGUUGGGUCCAAUGUUUACAUCUUCGGAGGCUGCGAUUCGCGAUCCUGUUUCAACGAGCUGUACGUCUUGGAUGCAGACGCGUUCUACUUCUCCAAUCCCUACGUCUGUGGCGAGAUUCCUCUCCCGUUACGAGCCAUGACCUGUACGGCGGUCGGUAAGAAGCUUAUCGUCUUCGGCGGUGGUGACGGGCCAGCUUACUACAACGAUAUAUACGUGCUGGACACUGUAAAUUUCAGAUGGAGCAAGCCGAAGAUUGGAGGGGAGCGGCAACCUAGCAAGAGGAGGGCGCAUACAGCAUGUCUGUGGCGGAAUGGAAUCUACAUCUUUGGGGGCGGAGAUGGCGUAAGAGCGUUGAACGAUGUCUGGAGGCUGGAUGUUGCCGACACGAAUAAGAUGUCCUGGAGGCUCGUCUCCCCUCCAUCAUCUGCUUCGGUGGAGGACAAGACGAAGCCCAAGGCGAGAGGAUACCACACUGCGAAUAUGGUCGGCUCCAAGCUCAUUAUCUUCGGGGGCAGUGAUGGCGGGGAGUGCUUUCGCGAUGUAUGGGUGUUUGAUGUCGAAACACAGCAUUUCUCACCGGUCAACAUCCCCGUCUCGUAUCCGCGCCUCAGCCACACGUCUACGAUUGUCGGAUCCUACCUCUUUGUCAUCGGGGGCCACGACGGUGUAGAGUACAGCAAUGAGGUUCUGCUCCUGAACCUGGUGACGAUGGUCUGGGACAAGAGGAAGAUCUACGGGAUCCCGCCACGAGCGCGAGGCUACCACGGGACAGUCCUGCACGACAGCAGGCUGAUUGUUGUAGGCGGAUUUGAUGGAGGCGAGGUCUUUGGGGAUGUCCAGAUCUUGGAGUUGGCCGUUCACGCUUAUUACAGCCAGAUCAGCCAUUUCAGUAUUGAUGUAUGA
This is a messenger RNA of Drepanopeziza brunnea f. sp. 'multigermtubi' MB_m1, 1539 nucleotides long. RefSeq lists its product as uncharacterized. Gene Ontology annotation, molecular function: protein binding. The record is from RefSeq and is a predicted model, not a curated record. NCBI's taxonomy places the organism in Eukaryota, Fungi, Ascomycota, Leotiomycetes, Helotiales, Drepanopezizaceae.